This is a messenger RNA of Aspergillus luchuensis, 564 nucleotides long. RefSeq lists its product as uncharacterized. The record is from RefSeq and is a predicted model, not a curated record. Gene Ontology annotation, cellular component: mitochondrion; cytoplasm; peroxisome. Gene Ontology annotation, molecular function: heme binding; catalase activity. The transcript is spliced from 2 exons. Gene Ontology annotation, biological process: hydrogen peroxide catabolic process; response to hydrogen peroxide. The coding region runs from base 1 to 564 and encodes 187 amino acids. Lineage: Eukaryota; Fungi; Ascomycota; Eurotiomycetes; Eurotiales; Aspergillaceae.
AUGGUUCCCGGAAUCGCGGCGUCCGCUGAUCCAGUUCUCCAAGCACGGCUCUUUGCCUACCCCAAUGCAGCGCGCUACCGCCUCGGCGUCAACUAUCAACAACUUCCUACAAACGCAGCGAAGAUGCAAGUCUACUGUCCUUUUGAGCGUGACGGAGCCAUGCGGUUUGAUGAGAACUAUGGCAGCGACCCCAACUAUGUCAGAUCCUCCAUUAAGCCCACGAGAUUUUAUCAGGAGCAGAAGGGAGGUGGCGCUUCAGCACUGGCCCUAAACACCGAGCACGAAAAGUGGGUGGGAGAGGUCUCCGCCUACACCAGUGAGAUCACGGACGACGAUUUCGUGCAACCCGCAGCGUUGUGGGAUAUCAUUGGCCGCGAGGCCGGUCACCAGGACAGGAUCAUUGAAAACCUUGUCAGCAGCAUCAAGGAUAUUACAUAUCCUGAGUUGCGCAAGGCUGUAUACAGUAAGCUGCCGGAGGCACCAAAGGAAUGUCUUCCGCGACUUAGUCUACUAAGGAAGACAGCUAACAUCAAGGGUAGGCCUUUUCGGCCGUGUCAACCAUGA